CAGCGCAGGAUUUUGCGCCCAUGGAAACUAACAAGCCACUAAGUGACAGAUCGACUUGUUGCAGAGUUCACGGUGUGAUUCCUGAUCUUUGCCCCAGAUUAUGCGAUUUUCUGGGCAUCAAGUGUGAUGUAGCAGGACAUAAAUCGAUGGAUUCCAUGCAGUAUAGUUUGGAGAUACUUGUCCUUAUGGCUGAAAGGUGGUGACAGGGCAAACUAGGUUAUCAGAGACAAGAGUUGCAGGAAGGAAGUUGAAGUGGGCCAAGAAGGUAAACAGAGAUCAAAGAUGGAAGCAAAGGCGAGGGACUCGGAAAACUCCAGCACGGUUUUACCAAACGGGACGAACGGAGAGGGAGAAAAGGAGGAAGCAGGGGCAGAGAGGGAAGCGGUGACGAGUACGGCCGAGUUGCCGGGGCCACGGAAGGCCGGCCGCGGGAAGGACACCGCUCAGCCCCCGCCUUCCAGCGCGGCAAGCACCGGGACUGACAGGGAGACGAAGAUUCUGCCAUUUGGAGGAGAGAAGAUUGAGAGUAGGCUGAAUGUGCUGGAACUACAGGCAAUGCAGGAAGCCUUCAUGAUUGAGGGCAGUGGCUAUGACAACAAGCUGAGUUUGGACAAAGAGGAGUUUAUACAGAAAAUGACUGACAUUCUGAAGAGACAAAGCAAUGAGGAGUAUGCUGAACUGUUUGACAAAAUUGAUGUGACGAAGGAUGGAUAUGUUGACUGGGACAAGAUAGCCUCCCACAUGUUGUUGGAGUAUUAUGAGAAAGAUGACAGAGUAAAGGCAACACAAGUCCCACAGUGGAAGGACCUGAAAGUGCUACAGAGCCCUCAUAAAGAUACGAUACAGAAGAUUAAGUACCACAAGGCCACACAGAGAUAUAUCUCCAUCAGUAAGGAAGGCUGCGUCGCCCUCUGGAGCCCACAGUGCAAACUGCAGAAAUCUGUCACGAUUUCCGUGGACUCGGUCAAAGACAAAGACCUGUGGGUCAGCGACUAUGUCCUCCUUCCCAACAUCAACAAGAUAGCUCUAUCCUUAACCAGCAAGGAGAUACUUUUUUAUGACUUGAGUACCAAGUUGGACUUCAGCUGCCAGUACAAGGUAGAGGGGCUGGAGUACACUCCUCUCUCUCUGGACUACUGGAGUAACCCAGACAACCCCAGCGAGGCAUUUCUGGUAUUCGGGGACGUUGGAGGUCAGGUCACGGCCCUGAACUUCACCUCCACACACAUCGCCCUGUUUGAGAGACCCACACCUCCUGUGGGGGAGGAGGAAGCUGAAGUGACGGUAACAGUACAGCUGAGUAACAUAGCCAAGGGGAGAGACAAGUACUGUAAGAUGGCCCGUCACAGAGAGCAUAACGGAGAGUGGACCAGACAAGUGAGGUACGCUGCACAUCUGGAGUGCUUCAUCUCCUGCUCCACCACUGCCCGUAGCUCCAUGGUGCUGGGCUGGGUGGAGAAGGCUGCACGCAGCAUGAGAACAAUAUCCUUCAAUGUGAGCCAAGGAAUCCACUGCUUUGACUACCAUGAACAGAUGAACCUGAUUGUCACAGGAGGAGUAAACCAUCAUGUAUCCCUGUGGAACCCCUAUGUCACCUCCAAACCCAUUGGUUUGCUGAGAGGCCACAUGGCAAGUGUAGUGAAUGUACAGUUCAACACCACCAAGGGCCAGAUCCUGAGUUUCUCCAAAGACAAGGUGCUGAGGGUGUGGGACAUCCAACAGCAGCUCUGUCUACAGAGGGUGGCCGGCAUCUUCCCUAAAGGACCUGAAGUGUACACAUUCCUGCAGUUUGACGAGGAGCGGUUGAAAAUGUUCAUAACGUUUAACAACCAGCUGACUCUGCUGGAGAUGAAGCCAGAGAUGAAGGAUAAAAUCCUCAGCCAUGACAAACCCAUCACCAGUGUGCUGUACAACAGGACAUACAACCAGGUCAUCAGUGGCUGCCAAGGUUCUACUGUGACUGUCUGGAUUAUUGACUCAGGUCAAAAGGUCAAACAGUUUGAGAACUGCCAUGGUAAUGCAGAGAUCACCACCAUGGCUCUGGACCCCAGUGACACCAGACUGUACACGGCAGGCACAGACGGGACGGUCAAGGUUUGGGAUUUCAAUGGUCACUGUCACCACCUCCUGAACGCAGGCAGGGACUCAGCUGUGGACAUCACACAGGUGCUGGUGCUGAAGAGAACUGUGCUCGUCAUGGGCUGGGACAGAAUGAUAACAGUAUUCCGGUUUCAAGCCUUCAACACAUACACAGUACAGCCAUCUGACUGGAAGGGUGGACAGGAACACCAAGAUGACAUUUUGUGUGGAGCAUUCAGUGAUCCAAACACCCUAGCCACAGGGAGCUACGAUGGAGAAAUCAUCCUGUGGAACAACCAGGGGGAGAGAGCGUCCCGUCACCUCCGACAGAGAGUGCGACAGAAGGGGAAGACGAGCACACGUCAGACGACCACGGCGGGGAGCGUUCCCACGGUGACGAGACAGGGAACUGUGUCGUCCCUGACCAGUACCGACGAGAAAGCCGCGCUGUCCCGCGAAGUCACUCUGCUGAGUCUGGAGGAUGAAGAAAACAGUGAAUUUGGGAACCCUAUCACCAGGAUGUUGUUUCUGGAGGAGAGGAGGGAUAACCUGGAGGGGGGAGGGAACCUGGUGUCGUGUGGGGGGAACGGGUUCGUCAGGUUCUGGAGUACCGGGGACAGCAGCCUGGUGUCAGAGUUCCUGGCACACCCUCACAUCGGUAGCAUCAUCAUGGCCACGGACGACAGCAACCGUUACCUAGCAACAGGAGAUGUGGAUGGUAACGCGAAGGUGUGGAACAUCGAGGAGUACUGUCUGAAACACAACCCCGAUGGUCCAGUCUGCACCGACCCACCUCCGUUGCUGUGUAACCAGACACCACAUCUAGACUCCAUCAACCAGAUGUUGUUCUGCCGGCGGAACGACUGCGACCUUAUCGUGUCCUGCUCCUCCGACUGCAGUGUUGCAUUGUGGGAUGUCCACGGGAACAUCAUCGGAUAUUUUGGACAGGAGGAGAAGUGGAAAAUUGAGGAGUACAUCCCGACAGAAAAGCCUGAGGAGGAGGAGGAGAGGGAGGGGGAUGAGGAUGAGGAGUUACAGCAGGCCCUGGAGGCGGAGGAGGACAUGACAGAACUGAUGUUUGAAGAGGAAGGCUUCGACGUGGACUACAGACACAACACCUGGGAGAAGACCUACCUGGGGAAGGCCUACCAGGACCUGCGGGUUCAGAAGAGGGAGAGGAAACAGCCCACAAACAUACCCAACCUGCCCUACCUCACCUGGGAGAAAACUGGACAGGCACCGGCAGGACCUUAUAAGAGUCUGGAAACCUCAGACUUGAGGAAGAUGAGUGUUCUGAAGAAGCCUGACUUUGUGGUCCAUCCUCACAAGUACUUUGGACAGAGAACAGAGACACCGGUGGAGACUGUGCCCAAACUGCCUUCCCUGACAGACGGCCUGAAGGCUGCCUUUGAUGAGAAGACUCUCUUCCCCAAGUACAUCAUGGAGUUUGAGCUGAAGAUGAAGUCAGUCCACGGGAUGAUGUCUGCCAGCAAGAAGGGACGUUCCAGCAAGAACAUCCUCGCCGCCAGCAAGCCCAACCUGUCUCUGCAGAGCAAGCAGUCCAUGAACUCCAUCUCCAGUAAACAGUCGGCAGACAACCUCUCCCCAAAGUCCAGGAUGAAGGCAGGUCUGCAGAAGGUGCAGGGGUUUCCCGACAUGGGAAAGAAGGGGCACCUCAAGCCUCUGGGGAAGACGACAACGUCAGAGACUUCCAGCUCGUCUGUCCAUACGUAAUCGUAUACGAGGCAGUGCUGUAAUGUGCAGAUCGAAACUCUUGUGGUUUAAUUUUCGCAGUUUUUGCGUUGAUCUCACACUAGAAAAUCAAAACAUGGCAAAUUUGUUUUUGGAAGUUUAAUGUACUACAGAGUUGUC
Branchiostoma belcheri (Belcher's lancelet) is the source of this 3951-nucleotide messenger RNA. Its product is annotated as WD repeat-containing protein 49-like. Gene Ontology annotation, molecular function: protein binding; calcium ion binding. Lineage: Eukaryota; Metazoa; Chordata; Leptocardii; Amphioxiformes; Branchiostomatidae. The record is from RefSeq and is a predicted model, not a curated record. Bases 283 to 3813 code for a protein of 1176 amino acids. The transcript is spliced from 27 exons.